Molecule: messenger RNA, 1778 nt
Organism: Penicilliopsis zonata CBS 506.65
Lineage: Eukaryota; Fungi; Ascomycota; Eurotiomycetes; Eurotiales; Aspergillaceae
Exons: 5
Coding region: 317-1684 (455 amino acids)
Biological process (GO): amino acid transmembrane transport
Cellular component (GO): vacuolar membrane
Molecular function (GO): amino acid transmembrane transporter activity
Source: RefSeq, a predicted model, not a curated record
CCGAUACUCUACUCCCAUCCGGAGCAAUCAAACUCUCAUGUUGGUGCUCCCCCGGGUUUGUAGCCCACCAGAGCCACUUGGGAGUUUCUCUUACGUCUCACCACAGUGAUUCGGUGUGAUCGUCGUGGCAAACCUAUCUGAUCUCCCGCCGGCCCACAACCUUCCACAGAGCUUCUUCACCGGUGGUGGAGGAGAGAAAAUCUGAAUUCAAGGUCGUGGUGCUUGCGUAAGGCAAGAUGAGUCAAAGCAUGAGCCUCUUCCAGGCUCUUUUUUCACUAUCGAGUUCUGUUUCCAGACUCACGCCCGUUAUUUCAACAUGAGCGCUCAGAUCGUUGAUCCGCCUCCUGUUGCUGCAGACCUGGAAGAUGGUCCGCUGGAGAAGCGUAUCGAUAAGAAGCUGGAUGAGGAUUCGCCUUCCGUCCCGGUUGACGCGUUUGGGGACGAGGAGAAUGCAGAAGUCAAGUACAAAGUGCUGAAAUGGUGGCAGUGUGGGCUACUCAUGGUUGCAGAAACUGUGUCCCUGGGAGUGCUAUCGCUCCCCGCUGCCGUCGCAAAGCUUGGUCUCGUUCCCUCCGUCAUCCUGCUCGUUGGUCUGGGCAUCCUAUCAACCUACACCGGCUACGUGAUCGGCCAGUUCAAGUGGAGGUACCCGCAUAUUCAUAGCAUGGCAGACGCCGGUGAGGUGCUCAUGGGUCGCUUCGGACGCGAGCUCCUGGGUACCGGGCAGAUCCUGUUCCUGGUCUUCAUCAUGGCCAGUCAUCUGCUGACCUUUACGGUGGCCAUGAACACCAUCACUGGCCAUGCCACUUGCUCCAUUGUCUUCGGGGUGGUUGGACUGGUUCUUUCAUGUAUCUGCUCACUGCCUCGUACUUUAUCAAAGAUGUCUUGGCUGUCGCUAGUGUCAUUCGCUAGCGUCGUCUCCGCCGUGUUUGUCACUAUGAUUGCCCUGGGAAUCACCCAGCCAGGAUCCGGAGUCGCAGCCACCGUCCCGACGACUCUGUACACGGGGUUCGGCGCAGUGACCAACAUGGUAACUGCUUUUUCCGGCCACGUCGCCUUUUUCGGCCUGAUGGCCGAAUUGAAAGACCCGCGCGACUACCCGAAAGCCCUCUGCCUACUACAGGGCAGCGAUAUCUCGCUGUAUCUGAUCGCGGCGCUGGUGAUCUACCGAUAUGCCGGCGUGGAUGUGACGUCCCCCGCGCUCGGAUCCGCAGGCCACACCGUCGCCAAGGUGGCGUACGGGGUUGCCCUACCCACUAUCGUGAUCGCGGGCGUGAUCAACGGCCACGUUGCCGUCAAAUACGUGUACGUGCGGCUCUUCCGGGGCACGUCCCGCAUGCACGGCCGCGACUGGCUUGCGGUGAGUUCGUGGAUCGGCAUCGCGUUCUCUCUCUGGGUAUUGGCUUGGGUCAUCGCCGAGGCGAUCCCCAUCUUCAGCGAUCUGCUCUCGCUCAUCACCGCCUUGUUCGCCAGCUGGUUCACCUACGGUCUCGCCGGUCUGUUCUGGUUACAUCUCAAUCGGGGCCGGUACUGGUCGUCUCCACGCAAGAUGCUCCUCAGCGUCCUCAACCUGUGUAUUGUGGGGAUGGGCGCCUGUCUGUGUGGACUAGGCUUGUAUAUCUCUGGCAAGGCGAUUCAUGAUGAUACUGCAGGGGUGAGUUUUUCUUGUGCCAACAAUGUAUAACAGUAUACACCCAAUAGUUAUAUAGAUAUCCUUUUAUUACUAUGAUAAGUCUAGUCAUACAAUAGUACAGACGCGAAAAAAAAAAAGUAACGGG